AGCCAAUCUAACGCACCGCAGAAGCCCAUAUUCGGACUCCUUGUUUUGUUUCUUUCAGGCUUUUGCUCAAACAGGUAGUGCAGAGAAAUUCAUCACUACCGAUGACAAAAAUGCGGUUGGGGAUGGUGCUAAAUGUGGUGGCACUGCUGCUGCUUCUCGGUUUCUGCUCGGCUUCUGAUUAUAAAUGGAGGAAAGCAAUGAUUUCAGGUGAAACGAGUUCGUCGAUGAUGAUGAACAGAGACGGGUCCUCUGUUCUGCUUCCUCUUUAUGGAAAUGUCUACCCUAUUGGGUACUAUAAUGUUAUAAUCAAUAUAGGACAGCCUUCAAAGCCUUACUUUCUUCAUCUUGAUACGGGAAGUGAUUUUACCUGGCUCCAAUGUGAUGUUCAUUGUGUUGAGGAAUCUCAUCCUUUUUACCGACCCAGCAUUGACCUGGUGCCAUGUAAGGAUCCACUCUGUGAGUCAUUACAUCCACCUGGUGAACACAAAUGUGACAACCCACACCGGUGUGAUUAUGAGGUUGAGUAUGCAGAUGGCAGUUCAUCUCAUGGAGUCCUUGUCAGGGAUGUAUUUGCUUUAAACUACACAAAUGGAACUCCACUUAAACCUUGUCUAGCUCUUGGAUGCGGGUAUGAUCAACCUUCUGGCACAUCUCAUGAUCCUUUGGAUGGAAUCCUUGGCCUUGGCAGGGGGAAAACCAGCAUCAUUUCUCAGCUUUACAGCCAAAGUCUGGUGAGGAAUGUUUUUGGGCACUGCUUAAGUGGAACAGAAGGAGGUUUUCUCUUCUUUGGGGAUGGCCUCUAUGAUUCUCCACGUAUUGUUUGGACAUCAAUGUCUUCAGAACUUCCGAAAUUCUACUCGCCUGGGUUUGCAGAGCUGGUUUUUAAUGGAAAAGCAGUUGGAUUAAAAGAUCUCAUUGCAGUUUUUGACAGUGGGAGUUCUUACACCUACUUCAAUUCUCUGGUAUAUCAAAAUUUAUUGUAUUUGAUGAACAACGAACUAGCUGGACAGCCCUUGGAGAAAGCAACAGAUGACCAGACACUCGCUAUCUGUUGGAAAGGCCAGAAGCCUUUCAAAAGCGUGCGUGAUGUCACGAAAUUCUUCAAGUCCAUUUCCCUUAUCUUCACCAGUAAUGGAGCCAAGACUCAGUUUGAAUUACCUCCUGAAUCUUAUCUAAUAAUAUCAAACAAGAAAAAUGUUUGCUUGGGAAUCCUUAAUGGUACCCAAGCAGGUCUGAAUAACUUAAAUGUCAUUGGAGACAUAUCAAUGCAAGACAGAAUGGUGAUAUAUGACAAUGAGAAGCAGUUGAUUGGAUGGGCUCCUGCUAAUUGUGACCAGCUUCCCAAGCCUAAAUAUGCUUAUACAUAAUGAGAAACAAGUCUUCCCCAUUAAUUGUCCACCUGCAACUGUUUAAAGAUAAAAUUAUUUCCAAAACGGAAAGAGUCCCACUUUCAUUAGAUUGGAUACUUUUAACUUGUAAGUCAUAGCCUGAGCAGAAGCUGUGUUACCCAUUGUAAAUAUAUGAGUCUUGUUGCU
Rubroshorea leprosula is the source of this 1535-nucleotide messenger RNA. The record is from the annotation of a GenBank genome assembly. NCBI's taxonomy places the organism in Eukaryota, Viridiplantae, Streptophyta, Magnoliopsida, Malvales, Dipterocarpaceae.